ACGCUUCUGUGCAGACAUAAAUCCGCUGUUUGCUGCUCUUCUCUCUCUUCUCCUAUGCCGAUGACAGAUUAGGGCUGAGGAAGGAGAGAUAAACACACACAAUUCCUAGAGAGAGAGAGAGAGGGGAAAGAGGAAAUAAAAAGCUUUUUUUUAAAUGUUCCUAUCGACUGAUUUGACGGGUGUUUAGUUUUAGCCUCAUUCUCUCUUUUCCUUCUUCUCGAUUUCUUGACGAGUGUAGAUCGCCGGAUUUAUAGAGCUUCUCUGUUCAAAGAAUUCAAUCAAGAUGGGAUCGGGCGAGAAUUUUCAAGGUGUGAUCCGAUCAUCAAACGUUCAAGGUGCUUUGAAACCCGCAGCCGCCGCCGCCGCCGGCGGAGGUGGAGGAAAGUUCACCUCCAAUAGUAGGAGAGCACUGAGUGAAAUUGACAAAAACAUCAUAGCAGCUCCUCCUUAUCCCUGUGCUGUUCAUAAAAGAGGGAUUCUGACAGAAAAAAAUGGCGUCGGUAUUAAUAAGAAUCCCGGUUUGCCAGUCCAUCGCCCUGUCACUAGGAAAUUUGCUGCACAAUUGGCUGGAAAAGAACAACAAUCAUCACUUGCUGAAGUCAAGCCACUGGUUGAAUCAUCUAAGAGUGUGGACGAUGAUUGCAUUAUCAUCGAUGCUGAUGAUGAUCUUGAUGUACCUAUGUUUGUGCAGCACACAGAAGCCAUGCUUCAGGAAAUCGAUCGAAUGGAUGCAGAAAUCGAAAUGGUGGACAUCGACGAGGCGGACGCUGUAGCGGACAUAGACAGCUGCGACAAGGAGAAUCCACUUGCAGUUACAGAGUACAUUGAGGACAUACAAAACCACUACAGCAAAACAGAGAGUUUAAGCUGUGUCCCACCGGACUAUAUGUUGAAGCAAUUCGACAUCAAUGAAAGAAUGAGAGGGAUUCUCAUCGACUGGCUGAUUGAGGUCCACUACAAGUUCGAGCUAAUGGAGGAGACUCUUUACUUGACAGUGAAUCUGAUCGACCGAUUUCUAGCGGUGCAGACGGUGGUGAGAAAGAAGCUGCAGCUAGUCGGGAUAACGGCAUUGCUUCUUGCUUGUAAGUACGAGGAAGUGUCGGUCCCUGUGGUCGAGGAUCUUAUAUUGAUAACCGACAGAGCCUACUGCCGACAAGAAGUCCUCCAGAUGGAGAAAUUGAUGGUGAACACGUUACAGUUCAACAUGUCAGUGCCGACUCCAUAUGUGUUCAUGAGGCGGUUCUUGAAGGCGGCGCAAUGCGACAAAGAGGUGGAGAUGGUGGCCUUCUUCCUGAUGGAGCUGAGCCUGGUGGAGUAUGAGAUGGUGAAGUUCCAGCCAUCGGUGUUGGCAGCAGCAGCGAUAUUUGCAGGUCAGUGCAGUGUAAGCGGGGAGAAGCAAUGGAGCAGGACGUGUGCUGUCCAUACAAAUUACAGCAUGGAGCAGCUCAUGGAAUGUGCGAGGCUGAUGACGACAUUCCACAUGAAGGCGGGAAGCGGGAAGCUGACCGGGGUGCACAAGAAGUACAGCACUUGUAAAUACGGUUACACUGCUGCCAGGACUCAGCCUGCCCUUUUCCUCCUCAGCCAUCGCCAUGGAUGACGAAGAAUGAUAGCUAUACUAUAGUUAAUAAGGAUGCUCUGGAUCGAUGAUCGAUCUUCUAACAUCUUAUGAGAGAGUCUGUGUUGUUGUUAGUUACGAGCAACAUAAGUUGCCCCUCCCCUGCUGCAGGGAUGGGAUGGGGAUGGAUGAU
Messenger RNA from Andrographis paniculata, 1751 nucleotides. RefSeq names its product G2/mitotic-specific cyclin-2-like. NCBI's taxonomy places the organism in Eukaryota, Viridiplantae, Streptophyta, Magnoliopsida, Lamiales, Acanthaceae. Gene Ontology annotation, cellular component: nucleus; cyclin-dependent protein kinase holoenzyme complex; centrosome. The record is from RefSeq and is a predicted model, not a curated record. The coding region runs from base 284 to 1600 and encodes 438 amino acids. Gene Ontology annotation, molecular function: cyclin-dependent protein serine/threonine kinase regulator activity. Gene Ontology annotation, biological process: mitotic cell cycle phase transition; regulation of cyclin-dependent protein serine/threonine kinase activity. The transcript is spliced from 10 exons.